This is a messenger RNA of Achroia grisella, 5172 nucleotides long. RefSeq lists its product as uncharacterized. Bases 1 to 5172 code for a protein of 1723 amino acids. Gene Ontology annotation, molecular function: nucleic acid binding. The record is from RefSeq and is a predicted model, not a curated record. The transcript has a single exon. NCBI's taxonomy places the organism in Eukaryota, Metazoa, Arthropoda, Insecta, Lepidoptera, Pyralidae. Gene Ontology annotation, biological process: DNA integration.
AUGGAAGGUUUAAUGAAAAUUCAGAAAAGUAUUCAAGAUAAAAUAAAUAAAAAUUAUAGCAAUUAUAAAAAGUCAAAAAGUCGUAGUUCAUAUGGAUAUUUUGCAGAGAGAUUAAAUAUUUUAAAUAAUAAUUGGCGGGAGUUUGAAGAAAAUCAUCGGAAUAUUUUAAAAGAAGCCGUAGAUACAGACAAAGAUAUAAGUUAUUUUAAACUAAGUCUAUUUGAUGAAGUUGAAGAAUUAUAUGUUGAAUUUAAAUGUGCACUCCAAGAUUCUAUGGCAUUAUUAAAAAAAGAUGAACCAAAGGAAAAAGAGGAGAACAGUAAAGAUCAAUCUUCAAACUCGCCUUCUGGAAGUAGUAUUGCUCAUUUACCACGAAUUUCUUUACCAAUUUUCUCAGGAAAAUAUUUGGAAUGGCAGUCUUUCCAUGAUUUAUUUGUUUCUAUGAUCGACAGUAAUACAUCUUUAGCAGAAGUUCAGAAGUUGCACUACUUAAAGGCACACCUCAGUGGAGAAGCUGAACAGAUAUUACGUCAUAUCCCAAUCACAGACGCUAAUUAUACACAGUGUUGGAAUAAGCUAAAAAAGAGAUAUAAUAAUAGGCGCUAUAUUGCUAAUUCAAUUCUCACGAGACUGGUCGGUCAAAGAAAGUUGAUGACAGAGUCUGCAAAUGGAAUCAAGCAGUUACUGGACACAACAAAUGAUUGCCUGAGUGCAUUAUCUAAUAUAGGAGUGAAUACAUCUUCUUGGGACAUUAUCAUUAUACAUCUUGUGUCAUUAAAACUAGAUAAUAGUACUAGAGUGCAGUGGGAGCACAGGAUCAGUGACCACUCAGACAUAUUACCAACGUUAGAGGAAUUCAAUAAAUUCCUAGAAUGCAGGUUUUUGGCUAUGGAAUGUCUUCAUAAUAACGAGAGAAAUGAUGAUAAAGUAGAGAGACCAAAAGUUUUUAGUGUCACCGCAAUCUCCUGUUCCUUUUGUAAAGAAAGUCAUCUAUUAUUCCAAUGUGAAAAGUUUUGUAAUGAGAGUUAUGAAAGUCGUCAUGAAUUUAUUCAGAAAAAUAAAUUAUGCUUCAACUGUUUUGGAAGUAAUCAUCCAGUGAGCCGAUGUAAGAGACGUACCACUUGUAGGCGUUGCGGACGGCGACAUCACUCUUUACUGCACCCUGAGGGAAAUUCGAGUUCAUCGUCUAAUAUGGAACUAAAUCAAACGAAUGAAUCCGAGCACAGAGAGCAAGAAAAUGUGCAGAGAGAGGAGGUUCAAGAAUCAAGUCGAAUUUCAACACAUUUUGCUAAUGGCUCAAUAUCAUCACCUGGUCAAGUAAUGUUGGCUACGGCUUUAGUACACGUGGACACUAAUAGAGAUUGUUAUACACUGCGAGCAUUACUGGAUCAGGGUUCUCAAGCCUCAUUCGUUACGGAGCGUGUUGUUCAAUUAUUAGGGCUUCGUAAAAUUCCUUUCAAAGGAAUAGUAUCUGGCUUGGGUGGAGAUCAGUUUAACUUAUCCAUCAAACAUAUGGUCAUUUUUAAGAUACAGUCCAUUUAUACCUCGUUUAGUUAUGAAAUUCAGGCCUAUGUUUUGAACGCUUUGUCAUCCAGUUUACCAGCUCAAAAACUUAAUAUUCAAGAUUGGCCAGAAUUAUCAGGUUUAACUCUGGCUGAUCCCGGUUAUGGUACACCUAGUAAGAUAGACUUGUUGCUAGGGGCGGAUGUUUAUGGAAUGAUCCUAACGAAUAAUAUUAUUAGAAAGGGCAGUGUCACUGCUCAAGAUACACAGCUGGGGUGGAUAUUAUCCGGUAGAGUAGAAGUAAACCAUCAUUGUCACCAUUCCAGCAUAGUUAGCAUGCAUUCGCUGGAUAAUUCUGAUGAGAUAUUGCGUAAGUUCUGGGAGUUAGAGUCUGGUAAAGAGCAGAAUUUCAUGUCAGAAGAAGAUAAAGCUUGUGAAGAGUAUUAUGAAAAGACUACAACCAGGGAUGAAUCAGGUCGUUAUGUUGUGCGACUUCCGUUUCGCAAGAAUAAUCCUGAUUGCGAACAAGGGGAUUUUAAAGAAAUAGCUAAAAAGAGAUUACUGACUAUGGAAAGAAAGUUAGAAAAGGAUCCAAUUCUAAGAAAGGAAUGUUCAAGAGUAAUAGAAGAAUAUAUAGAUAUGAAUCACAUGGAACUUAUAACUGAAGAAAGAGAAAAGGUUAGAGCAGAUGCCGUUUACUUACCGUUGUUAGUUGUUGUUCGGUUAGAUAAAUCAACCACAGCGGUUCGUCUGGUGUUUGAUGCUUCGUGUAAAGGGAAUAAUGGUAAAUCAUUGAAUGAUGACCUACUUACCGGUCCACGAUUGCAGGGAGAGUUGAGACAUCUAUUGAUGAAGUGGCGUACUUAUCCAAUUUGCUUUGUGGCAGAUAUCAUCAAGAUGUACCGGCAGGUUAAGGUACAUGACGAAGACACCAGAUAUCAGCGAAUUCUGUGGAGACACAAUUCAAACGAGCCCUUCAGGGAAUACCGUAUCCUGAGAGUAACUUUUGGAGUUUCUUCUGCGCCUUAUCUUGCAGUAAAGUCACUUCAACAAGUCGCCAAGGAUGAAGGCAAGCACUUCCCUUUGGCAGCUGAUAGAGUACUGCAAGAUUUUUAUAUGGAUGACCUUAUGUCAGGUUGUCAGACGGAAGAGGAAGCAGUUGAUAUAUACAAUCAAAUGGUCGAAUUAUUAGACAGAGGUGGAUUUAAAUUGCAGAAAUGGGCAAGUAAUAGUCAGAAACUUAUGCAAGAAAUUCAAGAAGACAACAAAGCAGACAGAAACUUGGUGAUUAAGACAGAUGAUUUGGUCAAAAUUUUGGGAGUGUCAUGGAAUGUCUCAUCUGAUGAAUUUGAGUACGUUAUUAAAUUACAUCCACAAAUGCAGCCAAUUACAAAGAGAGUCAUUUUAUCCGAUAUAUCUCGCCUUUUUGAUCCACUGGGUUGGAUUGCACCGGUUAUUAUUCAAGCGAAGAUAUACAUUCAAAAGCUUUGGCUUGCAGGACUUGGCUGGGAUGAGGAAGUGCCAUCUGAUCUGCUAGAUAAAUGGAUUUCAUUUCGAGAAGAAUUGCCAAAACUUAAUCAAGUCAAAUUACCUCGGUGGAUGCACGCAACAUAUGAUACCACUGACAUAGAAAUCCACGGAUAUUGUGAUGCCUCCAACGAUGCAUAUGGUGCAGUCGUUUAUUCUCGUAUUAAAGACAAGUUUGGAGAAGUUCAUGUUAACUUGAUAGGAGCGAGGACUAAGGUUGCUCCCAUUAAGCAGAUCUCCAUACCUCGUUUAGAGCUUUGUGGCGCGGUACUUUUGGCAAAAUUGUUAUCGGAAGUGUCAUCGGUCAUGAAUGUAUCCAAGGUUCAAUUACGUGCUUGGACUGAUUCAACCAUAGUUUUAGCCUGGUUGAAAGGCGAACCAAACCGUUGGAAGACGUUUGUCGCCAACCGCGUAACUGAAAUAUUAGAGGUUUUAGACAGCAGUCAAUGGUCACAUAUUGAGUCUAAUCAAAAUCCUGCUGACUGUGCGUCUCGAGGAUUGAGGCCAGGGGAAUUGAUCGAGCAUGGAUUAUGGUGGCAUGGACCGCAGAUGUUACAUGAAUCCUAUUACGAGUUUCCUCUAAUUGAGAAUUUGUCUACUGAUUUGGAGAAAAAAGCCAUUAAAUCUUACCUUGCUGUCUCAGAUCGAAGUAAUGAUGAACUACCUGUCUGGACUAAAUAUUCAUCACUCAAUAAGUUGAUAAGAGUAAUUGCUUUUUGUUUGAGGAUCGUUAAUAAACUGAAACAUAGAAAAUUGUUACCUUCCUAUCUUACAGCUGCUGAAUUAAAUUAUAGUCUGAACAUUUGCCUGAAACACUGCCAAAGCUCAUCCUUUCCCAUUGAAAUUGAACAGUUGAUGAAGUGUCGAUCCAUCCCAAAAGGUAGUAAAAUAUUGUCUUUGUGUCCAUUCCUAGAUGAUAAACAUAUAAUGAGAGUACGUGGACGUAUAGAGCAUAGUCAAGAAGAUUAUGAUGCGAAACACCCUAUAAUCUUGCCGCGUGAUCAUCAUAUCUCUAAGUUAAUUGUAGCAGAUGCUCACGAGAAAACGCUGCAUGGCGGACCACAAUUAAUGCAUAAUUAUAUCAGUACCAGGUACUGGAUUAUCAACGUGAGGAGUAUAAUUAGACAAUAUAUUAAGAAGUGUAUUACAUGUAUUCGAUAUAGUACCUCGUGCCAACAACCCUUCAUGGGUGAUUUACCAAGCUCACGUGUUACAGCGAGCCGUCCAUUUAGCCGAAGUGGAGUUGACUACUGCGGUCCUAUCAACGUUAGAAUAUCCAAGGGUCGCGGAUGUCGAUGUUUCAAGGGCUAUGUAUGCCUUUUCGUGUGUAUGGUGACACGCGCAAUCCACUUGGAAGUGGUAAGUGAUAUGACGAGUGAAGGAUUCAUUGCAGCUUUCAAGAGAUUCGUGGCUCGUCGAGGCCACUGUCAGGAGAUUUGGAGCGACAACGGCACGAACUUUGUGGGCGCAUCAAAAGAGCUACGUGUUUUAUUUAAGGCUGAAAAGUCGAGUAUUUUAGAUGAAGUUGCUCAAUGUUUAGCAAAUACAGGAACCGAAUGGCAUUUUAUACCUCCCCGCGCUCCGAAUUUCGGGGGUAUCUGGGAGGCAGGGGUUAAAUCAACAAAGUAUCACUUGAAACGUGUGCUUGAUGGUACCACCUUAACCUAUGAGGAGCUUUCCACAUUGUUGGCCCAAGUGGAAGCAUGCUUGAAUUCUAGACCUAUGUACAGGUUACCCACUAGUCAGGAGGAUAGUUUGCCUCUCACACCAGGCCAUUUCUUGAUUGGGGAACCGCUUGUUACAGUUCCAGAAAACAAUUAUAUGAACCAUAAUAGCAGCAUGUUGCGUAGAUGGCAACUCAUGCAGAAACUUACUCAAAAUUUUUGGCGUAAGUGGUCAAGAGAAUAUCUCACAACACUUUGCAACAGGUAUAAAUGGACGAAAGUUACUCCUGAACCUCAAAUAGGCCAAGUUGUUUUAAUUAAAGAGGGUGAUCUUCCUCCAAGUAGAUGGUUGUUCGGUCGAAUUGAGAAAAAGCACCCUGGUCCAGACAAUAUAACUAGAGUUGUCACCUUGCGCUGUAAAGAAAAUUGUAUAAAAAGACCUGUAUCGAAACUUUGUAUUUUGCCAGUUGUUCAAUAA